Molecule: messenger RNA, 510 nt
Organism: Eutrema salsugineum
Lineage: Eukaryota; Viridiplantae; Streptophyta; Magnoliopsida; Brassicales; Brassicaceae
Exons: 1
Coding region: 165-371 (68 amino acids)
Source: RefSeq, a predicted model, not a curated record
UCUCUCUCUCUUGCUUUAAUGGAAAAGAAAUAGACUUUAUUGGAUUCUCAUUCUCUUCAAGUUGAAACCUCCAUUCUCUCAAUUCUUCCACAACCAAAUUUCCACUUUCUGAAGCUCUCUUCUUUCUCUUCCUCUUGUUCUUGUUCUGCUCGUUGUAAGAAGCUAUGCAUGAUUGGGCUGCACCGCUGAUAGCUUCGGCUCUGUUCGCGUUUCUAUCGCCGGGACUAAUACUGCAAUUUCCGGGAAAAGAAUCUCCGGUGGGUUUCAUGAACAUGAAGACGACGGUAGCUUCUAUUUUCGUCCAUACCAUCCUCUAUGGUCUUUUUCUCAUCCUCUUCCUCGUGGUUCUCAACGUCCACGUCUAUGCUUAGCUUACUUUAUUUCACUCUUGUGUUUGCCUCUGUUGGUGGCAGAGGGUUUAGUAGCGAAGCUUUUGUCUUAUACUUUCUUAUACUUUCUUUGUUCCUCUUCUUAAAUACUGCUCAAAGAUCUAAACUUUCUCUUCAGUAA